Chilo suppressalis (striped riceborer) is the source of this 2330-nucleotide messenger RNA. The record is from the annotation of a GenBank genome assembly. NCBI's taxonomy places the organism in Eukaryota, Metazoa, Arthropoda, Insecta, Lepidoptera, Crambidae.
UGCAAUGUGUAUAACAUUAUUUAUAGAAAAGUAUACUUACAAACAUUUAAUCUUAUUGUUUGGCUUGUUGAAACAAUUGUGCAAGUUGCUAACGUCUACUAUAAAAGAUGUGGCCAUUCUUUUACAGAAGGACAAUUACAGUGGUGCGGUGAUAAUGUUUAACCAUUUUUUGAUAUUUUUAAUUUGUGAUGUGUGUCUUAUGACGCUUUCUUAUGCAGGAGGCGAUGUCAAUCCUGCCGAAAGCGCAGCAUGUAAUCCUUGCGGAAAAAACGAAAGAUUAGUGAAGUGUCCCGAAACUCUCUGUGUACCUCUGAGUUGCAAACAAGUUGGGUUCCCCGUUCCCUGUCCCAUAGUGGGGCCAGGUGGACCAUGCCAUAAGCCUGCUGAAUGCAUAUGUAUUGACGGCUACCUGAGGAACAACAAAGGAGUCUGCGUGCCGAAGCAACAGUGCCCGUCCUGUGGAGGCGAUAGAAAUGCGAUUCCAGGCUGCGGGUUUCAGUGUGAAACACGACGUUGUGAUAAAAAUAUUAAAACUAUUAUGAAAUGCCCUUGUGACCGGAAUGGCUGUAAGUGCAAAAAGGGCUAUGUUUAUGAUGACAAACAAAGAAAAUGUGUUUUACCAAAACAGUGUUCUAAACCUAAGAAGAAUGAAGUGUGGUCUCCUUGUGGGGAUUUCGGUUGCGAGAAACGAAACUGCACUCAGAUUGAUCAGCCCGAUAUCUGCAUAGACCCUAUCGAGUGUGUCGGUGGUUACGUCUGCAGGAAAGGUUUUUUGAGAGCACGGAACGGUACCUGCAUCCCCAGGGAUCGAUGUUACGAUGAUUUAUGUCCAAAACCGAAUGAGUACUACGAUUCUUGUCCGAGCUCCUGUCCAGCGAGGAAAUGCGGUAUCGACGACCGACUACUUGACUGCGUACCCGAACUAGAGCCUGGUGACCCUGGCUGCCCUGCACCAGCUUGCCGCUGCGAAUGUGGUUACUAUAGGGACAACAAGGGCAACUGCGUGGUUUGGGAAGACUGUCCUGAGAAUACGACCCCUGAAGUUCCAGAAAAAUGCUCUGAUGACGCUUUAGAUUUACUACGACAGGGAAAUGCCAUAUUUACUGCAAAAUGUCUAUACGAAGCCUACAUGACAACUCCUAAAAAUAGUUUGAUAAUGUCAGCUAUAUCCAUAUUCGUACCAUUUGGUGUAUUGGGUGCUUAUUCCGGAGGCGUGACGCAUGAACAACUUAUGAAAACAUUAAACCUGCGAACCAAAGCAGACAUCAGAUGCGUCUUCCCGAAGUUGACGAACAGUUUAAAAUCUAGCAAAGACGUUACACUUAAUUUGGCAGCGAGAACAUAUUUCACUGAAAAAUAUCCACUUUCACCAUCUUUCCUGGAUGAUAUGAAUAACACCUUCGAAGCUGGCGUGGAGGCCUUAAACUUUUUGGUUCCUCAAGACGCAGCUAAUAGAAUCAAUGCAUGGGUCGCCAGUAACACUAACAACCGCAUAAAGGAUCUCGCAUCGCCUGACAUGUUUGACGAGUUUACAAGAUUAGUCAUCGUUAAUGCCAUCUUUUUCUUGGGCAACUGGGUAGAUCAGUUCAAUCCAAAUAACACCAUCAACCGUCCAUUUUACAUGGCUGAUAAUAAAUCAGAAGAAAUUCCGACUAUGUACCAACAGGGCAGUUUUAAAUAUGGAGAAGAUAAUAACCUAGAUUGUAAGAUGUUAGAAUUGGAUUACAAGGGAGAAGGCUUCUCAUUUUUUAUACUUUUACCAAAUCCUGUGGACGGCGUGCGUACUUUAAUACAAAAGCUGCGAGAACCAAAAGCUUUCUACAGUGCAUAUAACGCUACAUCUUAUGAGAAAGUCAAUAUUCACUUACCGAAAAUCAAAAUCGAAUCUGAAUAUAAUCUAGUAGACCUAUUGCGGAAGGUAGGAAUAACAGAUAUAUUUGACGAAAAAAAAUCCAACUUAACAGGUAUUUUACAAAAAUAUGAACCACUUUAUAUAACUACUGCGAUACAAAAAGCUUUUAUUCAAGUAGAUGAAACUGGCACAGAAGCGGCCGCUGCCAACAUAUUUGUUGGAGCUGCUAUUACGUCCGUUGGAAUAGAGCGUCCUGUAUACGAAUUUAAUGCGGAUCACCCAUUCCUAUUUUAUAUCUUAAAGGGACGUGAUAUUAUUUUCAGCGGAACUUUCACGAAUGCCUAAAUGAAUUAGAUGCAUUACAUAGGUCCACAGUUUCGUAAGCUGAGAGUGCAUAAUUAUCUCGAAUUUUGAUUAUAAUAUCAAAUUGUAUAAUAUACUCCAUUGAUUUGAUAGAUUAUAUCGUUUUGGCCUAUUC